AUGACGAAAGAUCUAACUGAUCUAGAAAAAGAUCAAAAAACAGUUCCAACUACGUUCAUAUGGUCGAAAGGGGGUGACCAUGUUGCUUUAGCUGGUUCAUUUGAUCCUCCAAUACCAACAUGGACUCCAAUUGAAAUGCAAAAAAUUUCAAACGAUUCUCAUCAAGUGAUUUUGAAUUUAUCACCCAAUAAAAAAUAUUUUUAUAAAUUUGUUGUGGAUAAUCAGUGGGUUUUGGAUCCUAAUUUAGAAAGUUGCUUGGAUGAAGAGGGUAAUAAAAAUCACCAUAUUUCCGUGCAACCUUUAAAACCUUGCCUGGAUGAAAAUCGUGAGCAUAAUGUGGAUCCUUUAAAACCACCUGCUACUGUUCCAUUCAACGGUAAAGAAAGAGACAUGGGGUCAGAUGUGUUUAGUGUAGAGGAAUUUAUUUCAACCGAACAUAAAGAAGAAAUUAAACCCAGGUGGAAAAAUUGUAGUAUUAAUUGA
Messenger RNA from Funneliformis mosseae, 483 nucleotides. The record is from the annotation of a GenBank genome assembly. NCBI's taxonomy places the organism in Eukaryota, Fungi, Glomeromycota, Glomeromycetes, Glomerales, Glomeraceae.